Strongylus vulgaris is the source of this 468-nucleotide messenger RNA. Lineage: Eukaryota; Metazoa; Nematoda; Chromadorea; Rhabditida; Strongylidae. The record is from the annotation of a GenBank genome assembly.
GAGCUUGAAAGACGUACUCGAGAAUUUUCGGAGCUAAUCGACUCAUUCAGAGGUACAGUUUAUGCAGUUUCGAAGCGCGAGGAAGGACCUAACUAUUUUACGGCAUUGAAGGAGUUGGAAAUUUCGCGGAUGUUGUAUACGCAGGCCUUGGAUAGUCUGCACCUCAUUGAGGAGGACUCCGUUUUUAAGCAUAAGGCUCGCAUUAUGUCACAUUUUGUUGCCGCGUGUUUGCUGGAGUUCGAAAGUAAUUUGGCCUCCAUAAUAGGAGAGAGGAUGGCCCCAGAGUUACUUAUAGAGGAUGAGAAAGGACUGGAUUAUCUUCGAAAGGCUAUGAGGGCGAAGAACGCGCUUUUUGAGCGUGAUGUAACGCCAACUCAAAGAGCAGACUACUGUAGACGUCUCGUUUCUGGUUAUGACGAAAUUAUCUCCGCAAAAUUGAAGUUGCUGAGUAGACUCGAAGUGAGUUAA